Aspergillus tanneri is the source of this 3228-nucleotide messenger RNA. Its product is annotated as ubiquitin-ubiquitin ligase UFD2. Gene Ontology annotation, cellular component: cytoplasm; ubiquitin ligase complex; nucleus. The coding region runs from base 1 to 3228 and encodes 1075 amino acids. The transcript has 7 exons. The record is from RefSeq and is a predicted model, not a curated record. Lineage: Eukaryota; Fungi; Ascomycota; Eurotiomycetes; Eurotiales; Aspergillaceae. Gene Ontology annotation, molecular function: ubiquitin-ubiquitin ligase activity. Gene Ontology annotation, biological process: protein polyubiquitination.
AUGUCUGACGGUCUCUCUGAGGCGGAUAAGAUCCGCAACAAGCGUCUGGCAAAAUUGGGAAACCCAACUCCAUCGUCGCAAGCCGAGGGUGCUGCAGAGUCAGCUUCAAACCAAGCCCCAGCCCCGUCUCAACCUGCUCCGAAUCGUGGAGCUUCGGGAUCACAGUCCCGUAUCGGAAGUGUAGCUGGUUCCCGUCCGUCUUCACCUCGCCCCGAUGGGCCACAAACAGAAGGGAAGCGGAUCAAAAUCACACCCGUAGCGUCCACCAGCAAUGUCGCUGCCGAGCGAUCACGACCGGCCACUCCCGUUUCCAACACCCAUACACCCCCGAAAGCAGAAGAGAGCAUCGAGGCCUUUGAGGAUCGUACAUUGAGUGCUGUAUUCAAGUUGACACUGAAUGAGGAUCGACAUCAGGAUAUCCACGCUCAGAGGUUGACCUUCUUACCGGCACUACGCAGCGAGCUCGAAGAUGAUGGCCGGGAAUUGCGCAUCGACACGUCGGUUUUGGAUCAGGCUAUUUUGGAAGCGGCUUCCAAUGUCCCCGGCCAGAAACCACUUGAUUACUUGCUACCGUGUUGGAAGAGGGUAUCCCGGUUGCACAAAGGGUUUCGCCGGUCUCGAGAUGAUGAUCCUAAGUACCUUGUUCUAUGUGAGGCUCGUCGACUGUGCUUAAGUUAUUGCAUCUUUGCGAUAACAAUGCCCGAAAUGUUUGGGCUUGAUCCGUCGGGACGAUCACCCCUGAAGCCCUAUUUACUCUUGGAUGUCGACAGCGAGAAGGGUUUGGACCUUGAGUUCAUAGGCGAGGUUGUCAAGAGAUUUGAUGAGGACGAGAGUAUCAAGCCGGCCAUUGUGACCGCUGUAGAGGAAAUGAGUCGGGAGCUGGCCGCCUUGAAUAUCACCGAUGAUUACAAGCCCUAUGUCACAGCUUUGCAAAAUCUUGUCCGCCACGCCAGUAUCGGCACUGCUAUCACAGAGUCUUCCAUGUUUAAUGCCUCUCGCGACCCUGCUUUAUUUGAGAAGGAGACUUUGCUGGGGCCGUGGUUUGGCCUGUCACCACUGCAGGGCAGUGCCACCAUGUCAUAUUUUUCGAGUCCAAAGACGAAGGACCAAACGUAUAUUCUCAACACCCAGCAAUCGCUUCGGAUGAUGCAGCGGCUAAUUAGCACCGACCUCCUGGACAUAAUAAACCACAUGGUCCGGGCAUCUAAAGAAGCCAGGGAAAAAAUCCUAGACUGGUUUGCUGCGGCGUUGAAUAUCAAUCACAAGCGACGAGCCAUGCAAGUAGACCCCAACACCGUGUCGUCUGAUGGAUUUAUGCUCAAUCUUACGACGUGCUUGGACCAGCUCUGUGAGCCCUUCAUGGACGCGAGUUUCACCAAGAUCGAUCGGAUUGAUGCAAAUUACCUGCGCCGCAGCCCCCGAAUUGACCUGAGCGAUGAGACUAAGAUCAAUGCUGACAAACAUGCCUCGGAUGCUUUCUAUUCGAAGAAGGCCGAAGGCACUUCCAAUUUCAUCACGGAGAUCUUCUUUCUCACUGUCGCGGCCCAUCACUAUGGCAGUGAAUCCUUGACCUCGAAAUUGGAUCAGCUAGAGAAAGACCUGCGACAUAUGGAAUCCACCAUCACCAAGUUUGAGUCGGAACGGCAUAAAUAUGUGAACAAUCCAAUGCAGUUGAGAGUGUUUGAGCAGGCUUUGAAAAAAUACAAGGACAAAUUAGAUCUUGGCCUUGCGCUGAAGUAUAGCCUCCAAGGGGUAUUAUUCGACGAUCAGUGGCAGGCCCGCUCCAUGUUGUUUAUGCGCUACGUUAUUGUUUGGCUGCUUCGACUCGUAUCUGGUGGAAAUUUCCCCAACGAAGAAAUUAAACUGCCCCUCCCAGAGCAACAACCAGAAGUCUUCCAGUGCCUGCCCGAAUAUUUUGUGGAUGACGUUGUCAGCAACUUCAAAUUCAUCAUGUGGUGCAUGCCUCACAUCAUUACCGCUACGCAGGGAGAUGAGCUAGUCAUGCUCUGCAUAACCUUCUUGGAAAGUUCUGGUUAUAUCAAGAACCCCUAUCUCAAAGCAGGACUUGUUUCUAUCCUAUUUCGAGGCACAUGGCCGCGCCCUGGUGGCGCUCGUGGUGUCCUCGUUGAUCUCCUUAACUCCAUGCCAUUCGCCAACGAUUACCUGCUACACGCCCUGAUGAAGUUCUACAUCGAGGCCGAGCACACGGGUACCCACACCCAGUUCUUUGACAAGUUCAACAUCCGAUUCGAGAUCUUCCAGAUCAUUAAGUGUAUCUGGCCCAACACACUGUACCGGAACAAGCUAUACAACCAGUCCCAAAAGAACCUGGACUUUUUCGUCCAAUUUGUGAACCUGCUCCUUAACGAUGUGACGUUCGUGCUCGACGAGUCGUUCGGUGCAUUCAUUACCAUCCAUAAGACACAAACUGAGCUGCGCAACGAAGGCGCCAGUAUGGAUCCUGCCGUGCGUCAGCAAAAAGAGGAGCAUCUGGCGUCUGCCCAGCGCAAUGCGAAGUCCUACAUGCAGCUCACGAAUGUCACGGUUUCCAUGCUGAAGCUCUUUACGGACGCCUUGGCAGAUUCGUUCACCAUGCCUGAAAUUGUCCAGCGGCUGGCGGACAUGCUGGACUACAAUCUAGAUGCCAUGGUGGGACCGAAGAGCUCCAGCCUGCGCGUGGAUAACCUGCAGGAAUACGGGUUUAAUCCGCGAGCCUUGCUGAGUGAGAUAGUCGAUGUGUACCUGAACUUGAUAAGUAAAGAGAACUUUAUCAUCGCCGUCGCGCGCGACGGACGAUCAUACAAGCCGGCGAACUUUGAAAAGGCGGCGGAGAUUCUGCGGAAGUGGUCGCUGAAAUCUCCGGAUGAGUUCAAAAGCUGGGAGAAAUUCCAAACUAUGGUAAAAGAGGCCAAGCAAGCCGACGACCAAGCGGAAGAGGAUCUCGGGGAGAUCCCCGAUGAAUUCUUGGAUCCCUUGAUGUACACCCUGAUGGAAGACCCAGUCAUCCUGCCUGGAUCGCGGGUGUCCAUUGACCGUUCCACUAUUCGUUCUCACCUCUUGAGUGACCCGCACGACCCGUUCAACCGAGUUCCACUCAAGAUAGAGGACGUCACGCCAGAUAUGGAGCUUAAAGCUAAGAUCGAGGCAUUCAAGACGGAGAGAAUUGCCGAGCGAAGAAAGGCGAGGGUCCAGGAGGUGUCCCAGUCGAUGGACACGUCUGCCGGUUAA